GAUGAUGAAGAUGAAGAAGAAGAUCCUACGCCCGUACCUGCAUCACCUCCUUCAACACCACCCAUGUGUAUGAAACAACGACGAAAAUCAUCGAAUUCAUCAUCAUCAAACAAAAGACGGAAAUGUACGCCACAUCGAUCACCUUCUGCAACAUCGACUGAUUUAAUAUUCAAAUGGCCUUCCACUACUGAUCAAAUCAUACAAUUACAUAGAACCGCUCCUUUCUUUCAAUCUCUAACGUUUAUGCAAUCACAAAAACAACAACAUCAGCAAUCACCAUGGAUUGUUUAUUUACGUCAUCGAGUUUCCAAUAACAACAACAACUUGUCACCAUCGAAGGAUCAACACAUGAAAAAACGCAUAUCUUCUGAUCAUCAUUUACCAAUUGUCGCAAACGAAUUGUCAUCAUCAUCAACGGCUUUAUCUUCAUCAACCUCAUCGUCAUUACUCCCAAUAUCAUCAUCAUCAUCAUCAUCAUCAUCAUUAUCGCCAUCAUCAUCAUCUAAAAGAACACAGCAACCUGAACAUCUACCUACGGUAACAUCUAGUCCAUUCACGUCGGGGCGUCCUGUCCGAACAAAAGGUCCUUGUCAAGCAUGCCACCAAAGUGCCGAAGCAUGUAUGCGAAAAGCAUUUGACUGGCCCUUUCCAUCAGAUGAUAUCUAUUAUGACAAAGGACGAUCUUUUGUUUAUCUGUGCAACAAAUGUGGACUUCGAUAUAACAAAAGUGGAGGUAGUGUAUGCCGACAUUGUCGAUGGGUAUUGUGCAAGGAAGAAAAACGCAAAGUGAUUCAACUGGUGGAUGGAAUGCGGGCGUCAAGACCGAAUGGCAAAUUAUCAUUGGAUGAAGAUAUCACUUCGUUCGUUUGUAAUCCUAAAUAUUGGCAAUGUGGUCAACCUUGGAAAGUACGUUGGGUCCUGAAUGAUACCUCGAUGGAUGCUUGAUGAUCUAUUGGAAUAUCCUUUCCUUUUUUC
This is a messenger RNA of Halteromyces radiatus, 975 nucleotides long. RefSeq lists its product as uncharacterized. NCBI's taxonomy places the organism in Eukaryota, Fungi, Mucoromycota, Mucoromycetes, Mucorales, Cunninghamellaceae. The record is from RefSeq and is a predicted model, not a curated record. The transcript has 2 exons. The coding region runs from base 64 to 945 and encodes 293 amino acids.